Messenger RNA from Danio aesculapii, 3622 nucleotides. It is a transcript of the gene slc9a3.1, whose product is annotated as solute carrier family 9 member A3, tandem duplicate 1. The transcript has 17 exons. Gene Ontology annotation, cellular component: apical plasma membrane; brush border membrane. Gene Ontology annotation, molecular function: sodium:proton antiporter activity. The record is from RefSeq and is a predicted model, not a curated record. The coding region runs from base 244 to 2742 and encodes 832 amino acids. NCBI's taxonomy places the organism in Eukaryota, Metazoa, Chordata, Actinopteri, Cypriniformes, Danionidae. Gene Ontology annotation, biological process: regulation of pH; proton transmembrane transport; sodium ion transport.
CCACAAGCACAGCAGGACGGCUGAUAGACAGACAGACAGCCAAGUGAUCAGCCCUUUGGAGAUUUCAAGGAAAACUAGCUUAGAGGGGAAACUGCACUACGUUGUCUCUCCAAGGACUUUGCUCUUAAGGACAAAUGAGCAGAAUGAGCACACUGCCAAUUGUGAGAUUUCUCUGAAGGACUGCUAUAGAACACAAAGUUUGGAGAUGAGAAAGAUACUGUAAGUGCAUCGUUAUCAGUCGUAAUGGCGAGCUCUACUUACAUCUGCCUGCUGAGGGCAGUUUUCCUGGUUUGUUUGCUUAACCCUUUAAUCAAAGGAGAUUCAGUUGAGGUCCUGGAUCCUCAUCAUCACCAGACUGAGAAUCUCACUGGACUUCCAAUAGUAACAUUUAAGUGGCAUCACGUUGAGACCCCGUACUUGGUGGCCCUUUGGGUGUUUGUGGCUGCAUUGGCUAAACUAUCAGUGAUUCAGCUGAACCACAGCAUCACCGGUGUGUUUCCGGAAAGUGGUCUUCUCAUUAUCCUGGGCUUUAUUUUGGGAGGAAUCGUCUUUGGAGCAGACAAAGCGCAGACUUUCAAACUGCUUCCUUCCACUUUCUUUUAUUACCUGCUGCCUCAGAUCAUCCUGGAUGCAAGUUAUUUUAUGCCCAACAAGCUCUUUUUCCGAAACUUGGGUGCUAUUCUUAUUUACGCCAUCUUUGGGACGUGCUGGAACGCAGCUGCUGUAGGACUUUCUCUGUGGGGCUGCCAUGAAGCCGGAGCUAUGGGUGACUUGAACAUAGGUCUCCUGCAGUUCCUGCUGUUUGGAAGUUUAAUCGCUGCGGUUGAUCCUGUGGCUGUGAUCGCUGUGUUUGAAGAAGUGCAUGUGAACGAGGUGCUCUUUAUCCUGGUGUUUGGAGAGUCACUGCUCAAUGAUGGCGUCACAGUGGUGCUUUACAAUGUGUUUGAUGGUUUUGUUUCUCUUGGAGGCCCAAUGAUUGACGCCGCAGAGAUUUUUAAGGGCAUAUGUUCGUUUGUUGUGGUGGCGUUCGGAGGCUCAUUUGUUGGUGUUGCAUUUGCCAUCCUGCUGUCCCUGCUAACCAGAUGCACCAAACACGUUCAGAUAAUCGAAGCUGGCUUUGUGUUUUUGGUGGGAUACCUGUCCUACCUGACAGCAGAGAUGCUCUCACUCUCUGCUAUACUUUCAAUCACUUUCUGCGGUGUGUGCUGUCAGAAAUACAUCAAUGCCAACAUGGAUGAGAGAUCAGUCACAACAGUUCGUCAUGCCAUGAAGAUGCUUGCGAAUGGCUCAGAAACCAUGAUCUUCCUGUUUUUGGGCGUUACAGCCAUUGAUACGGAGAUCUGGGUCUGGAACACUGGUUUCAUCCUCCUCACCCUCCUCUUCAUCUUCAUCUACAGGAUUAUAGGUGUUUUCUUGUUCACCUGGAUGUUAAACAAGUUCCGAUUGGUCCCCGUGGAGCUGAUUGACCAGGUGGUGAUGAGCUACGGUGGCCUGCGGGGGGCAGUGGCGUACGGUCUGGCAGCAAUGCUGGAUGAAAAGAGGAUCCCUGAGAAGAAGUUGAUGAUCAGCACCACACUCAUCGUGGUGUAUUUCACUGUCAUCCUGCAGGGAAUCACAAUGAAGCCGUUGGUUCAGUGGCUCAAGGUCAAAAGAGCAGCUCAUUCUGACUUGAAACUUGUUGAGAAACUGAACAAUAGGGCAUUUGAUCACAUACUAGCCGCAGUGGAGGACAUUUGCGGACGUAUAGGAGAUAACUGGUGGACCAGAGGCUGGAACAGGUUUGAGGAGAAGUAUAUCAGCUGGCUGUUGAUGAAACCAAAGGCCAGAAAGAACAGAGAUUACCUGUUCAACAUCUUCCACAAACUCAAUCUGGAGGAUGCCAUGAACUAUGUCAGUGAGGGAGAACGGCAAGGCUCUCUGGCCUUUAUUCGUAGUGACGAAGCUGCCAACGUUGAUUUCAAAAAACAGUUCGACUCAGAAUUUGCAGAUGUGAUGCCUGAUAUUAUGGUUGAUAUGUCAAAUUACGAUUUUGGAAUCGAAAAUAUUUCAGUAGCCGCCAUUGUGAAAGACACUAUUCCUUCUGUAUCUCUGGACAUUCAUGGGCAAGACGGGAAGAAUGUGGUCGACGACAUCAAUGCCCAUCGCCUUCUACAACAGCACCUGUACAGAAGCAGAAAGCAUCACCAUCACAAAUACAGUCGCAGUCACUUCAGCAUCAACCAGAGUGAAGAGGAGGUGCAGGAGAUCUUCCAGAGGACCAUGAGGAGCCGUCUGGAGUCCUUCAAAUCUGCCAAGAUGGGUGUCAACCCUACCAAAAAGAUCACUAAGUUUCAUAAGAAGGAUCCUACAGAUAAGAUGAAUGGACACACAGAGGGCAAUGGCUAUCUGUAUGGAGAUGAAGCUGACAGUGGAGUUGGUGCUGAGGGUGCUUUAUCUAGCACUUUCAUGAGAGACAUGUAUAAAAUGGGAGCAGGCAUAGAGAAUCCAGUUUUCAUGCCCGAUAUGGACAGUCCAGUUCACAGUCCAGUUCAUAGUCCACCAUGGCUGCUGGAGGCUGAGAUGAGCGUCGCUCCUUCCCAGAGAGCUCAGCGGCGGCUGCCCUGGACACCACACCGCCGUCUCGCACCCAUGAGGAUCAGCACCUGCUCCACAGACUCCUUCUUGAUGGCGGACGUUUCUUCAACACUGGAGGUGCACGAGGAACAGCCCCAGAGCGACAACGGAGAAUCAGUCUUUGAAUAGACACUUGAAGAUGACGUGACACUGUUUUUACCAGCUACAAAAUAGAACUGGAGAAUUACUGGUCAAAACCCACUGAAACUGCCAAAACCUGCUGAAAAAUGGAGCAAACGACAGCACUUAAUCCAUUUAGUGGAACAUAGUCCUUGUUUUUUUGAGUAGAAACAAAAGAUAAAACACUUCAAAGCUUCUCAGCUGAUCCAAAUGUUGUAUACUUUUUCAAAACAGCCAGCGAAUGGGUCAUUCCAAGGAAGUUUGGACUUAAAAACAACCUAUAAAAUAGCCUUUAGUUUACAUCACAGGGAUGAACAUAAUUUGAUAUUUGACAGUAAGAAUACGCUCUAAAAAAAUGCUGGGUAGUCAUAACUCAAUGUUAGGUCAAAAAUAAUCAAACCCAAUGUUGACACUUUUAUUUUGUCCACUUUCGGUUUGUUCAUAUUUGACCCAAUGUUGGGUUAAGACAACCCACAAUUUCUGUACACUAGAUGGUGUCAAUGCUCAUAGACAUGAACUAGAAGCCACAAAAGUGCUUUUGUGUUAUAGUCUCUUUAAAGAUGGUGUGAGGGGGAUAGUUUGAGUCAUUUGUGCAAUAGUGCUUAUAUUAUACUGAGAACAAAGCCAUUUAGUUUUUCUGAUGAAGCACCUUGCAGUUUCAUUUGGAAUAGCACUUUACCACCAAUAUCAAGUCAUUAUUUAUAGAAAGACAAUGUUUCAUGCUUAUAGAGAGUGGUAGAAAUCUGGUGAUGUUAGUCUGUAUGACUGAACUGUUACAAAGUAUGUUUGAGCAAUCGGAUGCAUAUUGCUAAUCAAAUUAUGUUUCUUGGGGUAUUUUACUUUCGUUUGGGGAUUAAUAAAGUAUUUAUGAAUAUUUCUAUGUAUCUAA